Ogataea philodendri is the source of this 1593-nucleotide messenger RNA. RefSeq lists its product as uncharacterized. Lineage: Eukaryota; Fungi; Ascomycota; Pichiomycetes; Pichiales; Pichiaceae. The record is from RefSeq and is a predicted model, not a curated record. The coding region runs from base 1 to 1593 and encodes 530 amino acids. Gene Ontology annotation, cellular component: mating projection tip. Gene Ontology annotation, biological process: regulation of fungal-type cell wall biogenesis; cell wall biogenesis. The transcript has a single exon.
AUGGGUUUACUCAAAGAGAUUCAAGGAUUCUUUCACUCUGUCACGACAAAUGACCAUUACGCCGCAUACAACACUGCGGAGCCUAGCCAUCUUGGGUCAUCGACUGGGCAUGAGUCGUCGCAAUCGAUUUCAAUGCUGGACAACACUUCGUCCACUUCUCUAGCCCAGUUCAACAGCCGGUCAGCAAGAAACUCGACGUCCAACAGACCUGUGCAGUACCGUCCUGGAAUGCGUUCCCAGCUGAACGGCAGCGAUAUACAGAUGCAGGAUUAUAUUGAGGGCCAGCCGCCACUGCCAUCGGUUGCCGCUGUUUGGGAGAAGCUAGACACGUGGAUGGAGAACGAGUUCCCUGAGCUCGGCGACGAUAUGGAGAACGGGGCCACUGUGAACGAUUUAAAUGCGUUUGAGGAGGAUCUGAGUAUCUCCCUCCCUUUCGACGUUAGAGAGUCGAUCCAGAUCCACGACGGCCAGCUCAACUUGGGAAAGAAGCGUGGUCUUGUUUACGGAUACCCUUUGAUGGAUCUGGAAACUAUUGCUGCCGAAGUCAACAUCUGGAGAAAAGUUGGCGACAGAUUACAGAAAACUACAGAGCAAUAUGCCAGUGAACAGAUUUUAAUGGAGGGUCAAGAUAAGGCUGCCAGCACCAGCAGCUUCCAUGUGCAAAAGACGAAACAUUUUGCUUUUUUGGACCAGCAGAAGUCGGUUCCAAGAGGUGCUGUUCAGGAAGUGUAUUACCACAAUCAAUGGAUCCCGUUAGUCAAGGACAACGAGGGUAACAAUAUUGCAUUGGACCUUGCACCUGGUCCAAAGGGAAGAUGGGGGCAGAUCAUUUUGUUUGGACGUGACUUUGACACCAAGUACGUUGUUGCUUCGUGUUUCACAGAGUUUUUGCUUAAUCUUGCUGAGGAUUUAGAAGACGGCAAGUUCUACAUUGACGAGAUAGAUGAGGACCUUGUGUACUUGGAGAACGGCAAGACUCACUCGUACUUUGAGGUGCUUAAGUUCCGGUCGCUUGCUCUAGCCAAGAGCAUGGUGGGAAGCCGGCUGCCGAUUGGCAAGAGCGGAUCCAGUGUUUCACUUUUGGGAUCUCCAAGUCUAGCACAGACGCAGCUACCAAGAACGCAUUCUGCGCUCAACGACAGUUUUGUUGUUGAGGACGAGGACCAGGUGAUUCCUGGUGAGGAUGUGAUCAAGCCGGAGACCUCUGUUGACGAGGUUGCCGGCGGUCUGAAGGAGGUGGAUCUCAUAGAGACGGAGCCAAAGGAUCUGAUUGACGAGCCAGUUGCGACCGAGACGGUCGAUAAGCAAGAACAGGAGCCAGAGACGGCUGUUUCAACGGAGACGGAAGCCAAGGAGGAACUACAGCAGGAGACUGAGCCAGUGGAGCCAGUGGAGUCAGCCGAACCAGCUGAACCAACUGAAGCAGACUCGGCAGAAACUGCCGACAAGCUGGAACCUGUGGACUCUGGCGUUGCAGAGUCCGGCUCGACCGAUGCAGACGCGGAGGAGGACACCAAACCCCCAGCAGAGACCACCACUCCUGCCACCAAGUCCAAGCCGCGUAAGAAGAAGAAUAAGAAAUCUAAGAAAUAA